Messenger RNA from Strongylocentrotus purpuratus (purple sea urchin), 2508 nucleotides. Its product is annotated as beta-1,4-galactosyltransferase 5. Lineage: Eukaryota; Metazoa; Echinodermata; Echinoidea; Camarodonta; Strongylocentrotidae. Gene Ontology annotation, biological process: carbohydrate metabolic process. The transcript has 9 exons. Gene Ontology annotation, molecular function: UDP-galactose:glucosylceramide beta-1,4-galactosyltransferase activity. The record is from RefSeq and is a predicted model, not a curated record. The coding region runs from base 413 to 1903 and encodes 496 amino acids.
AAUUCUAGCGGUUUGUUCCUCACACAGGCCGAUAUAACCAUUCACUCACAGUUAGUUAUACACGUUGAAGAAUGAUUUCGAAAGAGAAACAUUUCUUAUUUUGUGCUCAACAUUGUCAGAGGCAUAGUACAUUGGAGUAAUCAUAUUGGCUGUAGAGUCGGCAGUGAACCAACGCUGAUGAAUGAUGCAGACAACAAAUUAAGUUGAUUCCGUACCACGCAAAGGGAGCUUGCUGCAUUUGCAUUUAUCUUUAAUUCGAUGUUUUGGGAACACUCAAUAUCAACCGAUGGCAUAUCGCAAUGCACGACACGCGGUUAUAAAGCAGAACUGACAUUUUUUUUCGGAUAAGCAUACACAUGAUACAUAAGGACUCUCUCCUUCUUUGCUGAUACAAUAGCUACAAUAGAGGAUUAUGAAUAUAGGGUUACCUAUAAAGAUGAUCAGCAAAUAUAAGAAGCUAUUCGUCUUCCUUCUUGUAAUCGUCGCUUUGUACUACUCGAUGAUGAGCUAUGACUAUGAUGACAUGACACAUGUUCCCAUCGAAGAAACACGCUCAGUAUCAAACGAGUCAGAGCAACGUCGACUGAAGGAAGAACGAGCUCUCCCACAGAACGUCAUCCCAAACCUCCAUUCUCUUCUACAUAUAAGAGACAUGUACAUUAUAUCCAAUCAUGAAAGUAAACAGUGCACGUUCCUAACCAACGAAAGUUCAAGUGCUACCGACUACAUCGCCAAUAUCACGGGAUCCGAUUUCCUAACGACAGAGAAGACAGUUUUUCAGAACCUUGCAGAGAAGGCCCGAAAAUUAACGCGCCAAGCCGAUGAGCAAUUGAAACAGAUCCUGAAGGUUCGCGGAAUGGACCCCAACAAGAAUUUUUACAAUCGGAAGCGUGCAGCAGAUCUGGGAAAGGCUGUACAAAACGAAAUGGGGAUAAAGCUUGGGUCUUAUAUGUACUUUCCUGGAGGGCACUGGGUCCCACUGAACUGCAGAGCCAAAUGGAAGGUAGCAUUGAUCAUUCCUUACCGGGAUCGGAGUUAUAACCUCAAUAUUCUUCUGCGGAACUUAAUACCCUUCUUAAGGAGUCAAGAGUUGGAGUUUGGAAUCUUUAUCGCGGAACAGGGUUCCACUGAAGUAAUGAACCGAGGUCUAAUGAAGAAUGUAGGCUAUCAGAUGGCGAAGUUGAGUGGAACGCUCUGGGACUGCUACGUGUUUCAUGACGUCGACUAUGUUCCCAUUAAUUCGACGAACUACUACGGUUGUGAUGACUACCCCAAACAUUAUGCCACCAAGCUUGAAGAAUUCAAAUAUGACAACCCCUACAUGCAAGAUUUUGGAGGCGUCGUGGGAUUAACUGGGGUGCAAAUGGAUGAGAUUAACGGCUACUCCAACAUGUACUGGGGAUGGGGCGGCGAAGAUAGCGAUUUUUAUAGGAGGGUAAAAUUCAGCAAGUUAAACAUCACUACAGCAACUGAUGGAUAUUACCGUGAUCUACCACAUAAGAAGAAAACAAGGAGAGAAAAAUGUGUACAAAGACACUGUCUUGCUGCCCAUGCAAUUAUCCGGAUGAAAACCGAUGGACUUUCACAGAUCCGUUAUGAAAAUUCCGCCAAUUUUUCUCUCUCCACAUUAUAUACCAAAAUAAGCGUUGAUGUGGUCAAAACAGACUGGAAUCACAAAUUCAAAGAAUGUCGCAUUCACAAUCGAAAGACAAGUGAUAACUGGUUUGCUGUUAUGUGCGUAAUGUGCUAUGCAGGCGUCAUGGUUCUUAUAUUCGCAUGUGCAAUUUGUGGUCUUGUGAUGCGAGAUAUGGAUGAUUGGCCGGAACAGGAUGUUAUAUUCGAAAGAAGAAAAAAGAAGAAGGUGAAGAAGAACGUUUAUCUCCAUGACCAGGAUUUAAAAUGAAAUGAUAGAUUACUUAGUAUGCAGGUCAAGACUCUCAUCGGGUUCUUAAAACGAACAAGCAACGUGCUUUGAAUGAAGUCUAACCAAAUGUUUCAUUGGCUGUGUCCUUAAAAGAUAGUCUACAGUGUGGAACCUUGGACAGACGCUAUGUUACCUCAACGUCGUAUCUGUUUUAGUUUGUGUCUGUUCAGUCUGAUGAGACGCAGAUGGGCGGUUACCAUUUGGAGCUCUAUGCAGUCAUAAUCAUAAUGAUAUGGAGAUGUGUUCAUUCUGUAAUAUUCCUCGAUUCGAAUCAUUCUAGAAAUCCACACAAAUUCUAUAUUGAGAACAAAGCCUGAAUUCCAAACUAUAGCUUUCCUUUGAAGAGUAUCAAAAUUCUGUUCGCCCUCCCUCUCUCUCUCUCUUUUUCUUUCUCCAUCUUUCCCUCGCUUCCUUCUUCUCUCUCUCUCUCUCUCUCACUUUCUCUAUCUAUCUCUUUCUCUCUCUCUUUCUUCCUGUUAUCCGCUUUCCCAAUAUUAUAGUCUAUGAUCAUUAUGACGUCAGACCCGAUGAGUUCUGACUGAGACCAAUUGUUGUAGAACAGGAGGAAAUAUAUUAUGUUGAUU